This is a messenger RNA of Trichomonas vaginalis G3, 183 nucleotides long. RefSeq lists its product as uncharacterized. Lineage: Eukaryota; Parabasalia; Trichomonadida; Trichomonadidae. The record is from RefSeq and is a predicted model, not a curated record. The coding region runs from base 1 to 183 and encodes 60 amino acids. The transcript has a single exon.
AUGUCUGACCAAAUCCAAAAUCAUGACCAAAAACAGUACGCAAUUAUCACAUAUUCAGAUUCCGAAGAUUCCAGUGAAGCUCAGGCAUUAAGCCUCAUGAAUCAUUACUACAUAAACGAAGCUUUCGAAGAAGCUGAGAGAUACAGCUCUUCGGACGAUGAAUCUUAUGAAAUAAUGACGUAA